Marasmius oreades (fairy-ring Marasmius) is the source of this 2608-nucleotide messenger RNA. RefSeq lists its product as uncharacterized. The record is from RefSeq and is a predicted model, not a curated record. The transcript has 26 exons. Gene Ontology annotation, molecular function: flavin adenine dinucleotide binding; oxidoreductase activity, acting on CH-OH group of donors. Lineage: Eukaryota; Fungi; Basidiomycota; Agaricomycetes; Agaricales; Marasmiaceae. The coding region runs from base 587 to 2428 and encodes 613 amino acids.
GGCCAGUUUUGGUGGUGUAGGUAAAAGUGUGAACCGUGCGGAUUCUCCACGGCCCUGAGCGGGCCGGGACUCUCGGCGUCAAAUUGCGCGCCGUUUGUUUCCUCCAACGCUCAUCUAUUCACAGUAUCGGAAUGCCCUCCAAGCCACAAACCUCAACCCUACCUAGCGUAUUCUUCUCGAAAAAGUAGCUUCCGCUUUGGUGACUUUGUCGUUGACUCAUUCGAUCCAUGACCUCGUAUCAAUCAUCUCAGGAACGGCCGCUCAAUAUCCUUGUGAUCCAAGUUGCAAUUGGUUACAUUUUUUUCGGUGCGGAAUUUUCAUUGACAAGCACAUCAUGGUCACCGUUGGGCUAGAAGUUGAUCGAUGAAGGCCAAAUUUCGGGAUUGGGAUGUGAUGUGUCUCCAUGACUGCUUGUUUCCAUGGGUUCAAUUUCUCGAAUUGGUAGCUUGGGAACUUGUUGAAAGCUACCGCAAAACUCCCGCGCCGAACAAUAGAGUUAUCGAUCAAAGACUGGGUUCAUUUGACCUUUCCGAGGGAAGUUUUGAUUUAAAAAGUCUCGCAUCUAAAUCGUCGGGAACCCCACAAGAUGCCUCUCGCUUCCCUUGAUCAAGUGCAAAACCAGUCGUUUGACUAUAUCGUUAUUGGUGGCGGAACAGCGGGACUAACUGUAGCAUCCCGACUUUCUGAAGACUCGGGAGUAUCAGUCCUCGUACUCGACGCAGGAAGUCCGAAUCUCAAUGAAUCUCUGAUCUCCCGCCCAGGCCAGUUCGGAUUUCAGUUUGGCAACCCUCAGUUCGAUUGGGGGUUCAAAACGGUUCCUCAGGAGCGUGCGGGAGGCAAUCAGUAUGAUUGGAAUCGCGGAAAGAGUCUCGGAGGAAGUUCUGCAAUGAACUUUUCGUGCUGGACGCUUCCCGCUGAACAAGACAUUAAUGCUUGGGAAAGACUGGGAAACAAAGGAUGGAAUUGGGAAAAUUACCUGAAAUAUCACUACAAGGCUGUUAGAUAUGUACCGCUUGAUACUACCCAUGACAACCUAGAGGUUCGGGGACGUGACCCAGAAUCAUUGAAAGUAUGGGAUCUUAACCAGCAUCCUUCUGGAACGGGUCCACUGGCUAUAUCUCACACCCGUACAUUACUCGAUAUUGACGUGAAGGCCUCCGAGGCUUUCAUACACGCAGGAAUACCAAGAGCUCCCGCACCUUAUCAUGGCAAUCCGGAAGGAUAUUAUCUUAUGCUCAAUAGUGUUAACCCAAAGACUCAUUUGCGAACCUACGCAGCGAGCGCGUAUUUCACACCGGUAUCCGAUCGAUCGAACUUGGUCGUCCUUUCAACUGCGUACGCACAUAGGAUUGUCACUAACGGGGAAGGAGACGGGAACAUCGUCGCGAGCGGAGUGGAGUUUAGCUAUGGGGAGGAUAAGUCUGUCUGUGUUGCUCAUGCCAAAAAGGAAGUUAUACUCUCUGCAGGGGCAAUCAAGUCGCCUCAGAUUCUUGAGCUAUCCGGUAUUGGCCGUGAAGAUAUCUUGACCAAGAUCGGCGUUCCAAUCAAGGUGUCUCUUCCUGGGGUGGGCGAGAAUGUUCAGGAACAUUUAUUCGUUCCUGCGACCUUUGAGUUGAAGGAUUCUACCACAGAAACGCUGGAUGUUCUGCGAGACGAGAAGGAAACAGCUAAACAAGUCGAACUUCUAUUGAAAGGCCAGGGCGUUUAUACCAGCGGGAUUACGAACAUUGCAUGGCUUUCGUUUGCAGAUGUUACGCCUCGAUCAGAAAAUCUUAUUGAUGAGGAGAGCAAACGGAUAGAUGAAGAUAUCAAAAACAAUGUAUAUCCACCCGGAUUGACUGACCAGUACAAGAUCCAACUAGAGCGUAUUCGAAACAAGGCCCCGGGGUGUGAAUUUACAAGUUUGGCGGGAUUCCUUGCGUUCAACACCCCACCUCUUCCCAAUAAGCGAUAUGUUUCAUUAUUUUGUUUCCUCAAUCAUCCUUUCACGAGGGGCACCAUCCACGCAUCGUCCAACGAUCCGUUCGCGAAUCCGGAUAUGGACCCUCAUUACUUUGAGCAUGAGAUCGACAGGCAGACUUUGGUUGCUGGGAUACAGUUCGUCAGAAAAAUUGCUAAGACACCGCCUUUGCGAGACGAGAUUGCUGUGGAAUAUUCUCCCGGACCUGACAUUGAAACGGACGAACAGUUGACAGAAUGGGUACACAAGGGGAUGGCUACCACAUACCACACUGCCGGAUCUUGUUCGAUGUUACCCAGGGAGCACAAUGGAGUAGUGGAUACGCAUCUAAAGGUCUAUGGAACCAAGAACAUCCGAGUCGUUGAUUUAUCUAUCGUUCCACUCCAUAUCGCCUCCCAUCCACAAGCUACCGUCUAUUCAAUCGCUGAACAGGCGUCGGAUAUUAUCAGAGGCAUGUUCAGUCCCUGAUAACUCUGUAAUUGCAAUGCUGGCUUGGCGAUUCUUUGAAUAUUGUUCCUGUGGCGCAACUUGAACUACUGGAGUAGGCACUAAAAGGCUUCCUCGGUGUUUUCUAAUUUUGUUUUCCCACCAUGCACUUCAUGUCUUGUUACAGAAUUGUUCAACAGAUGAUGAUGUACCUGGCCAUUA